AUGAAAUUCUCGCUGCCAAAGAAACCUCACUUGAAGCCGAAACCUGAAUCCCACUUUCAGAAUGGGGCCCCCGGAGACCACAGCUCGCAAACCGAGAUCGCCCCAACAGGCGAGACUGUGGUGGAUACGCCCAUCCCGCUCUUGACCUGGCGAUCCUUUGUGAUGGGCAUCUUCGUUUCCAUGGGCGGAUUCUGCUUCGGUUACGAUACGGGUCAGAUCUCUGGGUUUCUCGAAAUGAAGGAUUUCCUCCAGCGUUAUGGCGAGCUUAACUCGGAGGGGACCUAUUACUUCUCCAAUGCCCGUUCUGGGCUUAUUGUGGCUUUGCUUUCCAUUGGCACGCUGAUCGGUGCGCUUAUUGCGGCUCCCAUCGCCGAUCGAGUCGGCCGAAAGUGGUCAAUCACCGGGUGGUGUCUCAUGCUCUGCGUGGGCAUCACCAUCCAAAUCAGCGCGCCGACUGGAAAGUGGUACCAGGUAGCCAUGGGGCGAUGGGUUGCCGGCUUAGGCGUAGGUGCCCUUUCACUCCUUGUGCCCAUGUACCAAGCCGAGUCUGGUCCGAGGCAUAUUCGUGGAUCACUGGUCAGCACGUACCAAUUGUUCAUUACUCUGGGCAUCUUCGUCGCAAACUGCAUCAACUUCGGGACGGAAGCCCGGAGUGACACUGGAUCCUGGCGCAUCCCUAUGGGUAUCACCUACCUCUGGGCAAUUAUUCUCGGUGCCGGCAUGGCGCUCUUCCCCGAGAGUCCGCGGUAUGAUUUCCGACAUGGGAAAGUGGACAAGGCAAUCUCUACCAUAUCCAAGAUGUAUGGCGUCCCCAAGAACCACCGCGCCCUCAUCUUAGAGUUCGACGAAAUCCAGCAGAAAUACCAAGAGGAGCAGGAACGCGGCCAGGUAACCUGGGUCCGUCUGUUCCGAGCACCACGCAUGGGGUAUCGUGUUGCGGUUGGAGUCGCCCUGCAAGCGCUGCAGCAACUCACCGGGGCGAACUACUUCUUCUACUACGGUACCACCAUCUUCAAAGGGGCCGGCAUUCCGAACAGCUAUGUCACCCAGAUGAUUCUCGGCGGCGUGAAUUUUGGCUGCACGUUCUUGGGCCUGUACCUGAUUGAGAACUACGGUCGUCGUCGCUCGCUGAUUGCCGGCGCCUUGUGGAUGUUCAUCUGCUUUAUGAUCUUCGCGUCUGUCGGCCACUUCCUCCUCGACCGCGAGAAUCCCGAACGGACCAAGACCCCGGGCGUGGUCAUGGUCGUCUUUGCGUGUCUCUUCAUCCUCGGCUUCGCCAGUACAUGGGGGCCGAUGGUGUGGACCAUCAUUGCCGAGUUGUAUCCAUCCGAGUACCGAGCCCGUGCGAUGUCCCUGGCGACUGCGUCGAACUGGCUGUGGAACUUCCUCUUGGCGUUCUUCACGCCCUUCAUCACUAGCGCCAUUGAUUUCCGGCUAGGGUAUGUCUUUGCAGGGUGUCUGUUCCUUGCGGCUGGGCUUGUGUAUGUUGCGGUGAUUGAAGGUCGUGGGCGCACCCUGGAGGAGAUUGACACCAUGUAUGUCAUGAAGGUGCCCCCGUGGAAGAGCUCCAAGUUUGUGUUCCCAGAGACGGCUUUCCCCCACCACAGAGAGUCGGCUGAGAAAGAUCGGGUUGCUCAUAUUGAUCGGAACGGGAAUGGGCGGGAAGGGCCUGCUACGGAGAGCGUGUAA
Molecule: messenger RNA, 1689 nt
Organism: Aspergillus terreus NIH2624
Lineage: Eukaryota; Fungi; Ascomycota; Eurotiomycetes; Eurotiales; Aspergillaceae
Product: sugar porter family MFS transporter
Exons: 3
Coding region: 1-1689 (562 amino acids)
Biological process (GO): transmembrane transport; carbohydrate transport
Cellular component (GO): plasma membrane
Molecular function (GO): carbohydrate:proton symporter activity
Source: RefSeq, a predicted model, not a curated record